This is a messenger RNA of Fulvia fulva, 978 nucleotides long. RefSeq names its product SAGA complex subunit spt3. Bases 1 to 978 code for a protein of 325 amino acids. Gene Ontology annotation, cellular component: SAGA complex. Gene Ontology annotation, biological process: transcription by RNA polymerase II. The transcript has 2 exons. The record is from RefSeq and is a predicted model, not a curated record. Gene Ontology annotation, molecular function: transcription coregulator activity; protein heterodimerization activity. NCBI's taxonomy places the organism in Eukaryota, Fungi, Ascomycota, Dothideomycetes, Mycosphaerellales, Mycosphaerellaceae.
AUGGCCGACAACAAGAAUGCAAAGUACCGGACGGAGAUCCAACAGAUGAUGUUCGUGUCCGGAGAGACCGGCGAUGUAUCACCUGAAACGACAAGCAUGAUUGAGAGCAUAGUACAACAGCAAGUCAUGGAGAUGCUCAAGCGCGCCACAGAACUCGCAGCUCGUCGAGGCGUACGAACAAUCAGCACAGACGAUCUCAUCUUCCUCAUCCGACACGACAAAGCGAAAGUAUCACGAUUACGAACAUUCUUAUCAUGGAAAGACGUCCGCAAGAGUGCCAAGGACAGCGACGACAAAGGCGCAGGUGGUGGCGAUGCAGGAGGCGUGGACGACUUCGAUCUUGCAGCAAACGAUCCGACUCUAGGCACAGGUCCAAGCGUCGGCACACGAAAUAGCAAGAACAAGAAAGCCAAAGUCGGCCUCCCUUGGGACGUGUCCAGCUUCUACAGCGAGCAGGUCCCUGAGCGUGAAGACGAAGAAGAUGAAGAGGAAGAAGAAAUGAACGCCGCUACCCUGCAACGCCUCAAGCAAGCCGACGAGCGCACCAAAGGCAUGAACGCAGAAGAAUAUCUACAUUUCUCCGAAUGUCGGCAAGCAUCGUUUACAUUCCGAAAGGGUAAACGCUUUCGAGAAUGGGCUGGCUUUGGUGUAGUCACAGAUUCAAAGCCCAACGAUGACAUUGUCGAUAUCUUGGGCUUCCUAACAUAUGAGAUUGUCACAUUACUCACUGAGGAGGCGCUGAAGGUCAAGGCUGCGGAGGAUGCGUUAAAGAGGGAGAGCGGUGGAGACGAGGAGAAGCGAGGACGGAAGAGGAGACGAGAGCCUGGACUGUUUGACCCACCUGAAGAGGCGAGGAGUCCGGUGGGCCCGAAGCAUAUACAAGAGGCGUUUCGACGGUUGCAGAAGCCGGAUUUGAAGGCGAAGUAUAUGCAUCAUAUUCCGAAGGGUGGUUGGCAGAGGCCGUUGAAGCUGAUAUGA